This is a messenger RNA of Hevea brasiliensis (rubber tree), 658 nucleotides long. RefSeq lists its product as uncharacterized. The transcript has 3 exons. Lineage: Eukaryota; Viridiplantae; Streptophyta; Magnoliopsida; Malpighiales; Euphorbiaceae. Bases 140 to 451 code for a protein of 103 amino acids. The record is from RefSeq and is a predicted model, not a curated record.
GCGCUGGAGUACUUGUAUAAAAAUAGUUGCAUUGCAUAACGGUGAGACUCAGACAGCAGAAGAAAUUUUGCAACUUCCUCUCUUUCAAAUUACUCGAAGCUGCUUCUUCUCUUUCCUUGCUAGAUCUUCAAUCGCUCUAAUGGAGGAUCGUAAAGAGAAAAAUGCACCAUGGCUGUCAGUACCACAGUUUGGGGAUUGGGAUCAGAAGGGUGAAUUGCCGGAUUACUCGAUGGAUUUCACGAAAAUAAGGGAAAUGAGGAAGCAGAACAAGAGGGAUGUGUCAAGAGCCAGUCUUGGUAAUGAAGAAGACCUUAUUAACCCAAUAGCCACAAAUGCAAAAGCUGCCCAUAGUGAUCACCACCACAACGAUCAUUAUCAUCAAAGCCACCACCAGUCCCCUAAUACAAGGAGGAGCAUUUUCAGCUACUUCAACUGCUGUGUUAAAGCCUGAUGUUCAAGGACAUAUUUAUCGUCUUCUAGGUCACCUGUAAUGAUAAUGUAUUUUAGAGAAACAUUAUUUCUUUAGUCUCUUCCAUUGUAUGGUUUUGGUUUUCUUUUUCUAUUUUAAGCUGUUUUUGUUUUCUUCAUCACCCUUGAUUUCGGACGGAAACAAUGAUGCAUUUGUAAAUUGGUGAUAAUUGAUGACUUCACUUUGAUC